AUGCCAAUUCCACUUCUUUGUGUUUCUGUUGUCUCCUUAUGCAAACCGAAUGCCAAUUCCACGUCUUUGUUUCUUUUAUUUACUUAUGCAAACCGAAUGCCAAUUCCACGUCUUUGUGUUUCUGUUAUUUAUUUAUGCAAACCGAAUGCCAAUUCCAUGUCUUUGUCUUUCUAUUAUUUCCUUAUGCAAACCGAAUGCCAAUUCCACGUCAUUAUGUUCCUGUUGUCUACUUAUGCAAACCGAAUGCCAAUUCCACGUCUUUGUGUUUCUGUUAUCUCCUUAUGCAAACCGUAUGCCAAUUCAACGUGUUUGUGUUUCUGGUGUCUCCUUAUGCAAACCGAAUGCCAAUUCCACGUCUUUUCGUUUCUGUUGUUUCCUUAUGCAAACCGAAUGCCAAUUCCACGUCAUUGUGUUUGUGUUAUUUCCUUAUGCAAACCGAAUGCCAAUUUCACGUCUUUGUGUUUCUGGUGUCUCCUUAUGCAAACCGAAUGCCAAUUCCACGUCUUUGUGUUUCUGUCAUUUACUUAUGCAAACCGAAUGCCAAUUCCACAUCUUUGUGUUUCUGUUAUUUACUUAUGCAAACCGAAUGCCAAUUCCAUGUCUUUGUGUUUCUGUUAUUUCCUUAUGCAAAACGAAUUCCAAGUCCACGUCUUUGUGUUUCUGGUGUCUACUUAUGCAAACCGAAUGCCAAUACUGCGUCUAUGUUUUUGUUGUCUCCUUAUGCAAAUUGAAUGCCAAUUCCACGUCUUUGAGUCUCUGUUAUUUCCUGAUGCAAACCAAAUGCCAAUUCCACGUCUUUCAGUUUGUGCUAUAUCCUCAUGCAAACCGAAUGCCAAUUCCACUUCUUUUUUGUGA
This is a messenger RNA of Acanthosepion pharaonis, 855 nucleotides long. The record is from the annotation of a GenBank genome assembly. Lineage: Eukaryota; Metazoa; Mollusca; Cephalopoda; Sepiida; Sepiidae.